GUAGCUAAUGUUUCUCAGGGUGGAUUCAGAAGUGUAAAUAGAUGCAUAAAGUUGUUAUGGUAACAUGAAUAAAUGUGGCAUAGACUUAUUUACAAAACACUUUGCAGAUGGCAAUAAGCAAACAUUUCAAUUUAACAGCUGCCAAGGAACCUUGUUUGACGACUCUCGGUGCUUUAAACAGUAGCACUUUGAAUAAGCAUAGUUAUUAGGUUUUGUGGACAGUGGGUGUGAUGGUAGAAAUAUGAUUAGCCUGGAUCGUGCAUGUGCAUGUUUGAAACUCCUUCACACUUGUCUUAAUCAAUAUGUGGUUUGUUAGUUUCACUAAGCACAUGGGUGAGGGAUUUCUCCCUCCCCCCCUGCUUUCCCCCCUCCUCUUCAGCUCCAAUUCAGCUGAGCUAAAGAAACACAUUCAGGACAUUUUAUCUCCCUCCCUGUCAGUGCUGCCUGUUACUACAGGGCUUUUUCUGGAAGGCAUUUGCUUUGAAGAGAAGAGAAACUUUGUAUUUAGAUUGGAUAUUUGUAAUCUUCUCUGGCUUGUUGUGGUAUGGAUUUUGCUUUAUUUGUGUUUAUCUUUUGUCACUUGUGAAUCUGAAUUCCGCCAGACGUGUUUUGUUAGAUCAGCAAGGUCUCCUAGCAGUUGUUUUCAGUUUUUUGCAAGAUGAAGAUUUUCAUAGCUUUUGAAGGAUUUUGUGAAUCUUUUGACAUUUCAUCAGACCAAACUGUGCAAGCUAUAAAACUGAUGAUAAAGGAUUACUUCAACAUUCCACUUUCUGAAGACAAACAAGGUAGACAGUAUUUGGAUUUGAUCUAUGCAGGAGCAAUACUGAAGGAUAGCUGGAUUCUUGCUGAUGUGGGGAUAUCAGUUUCCUCAACUAUUAAAUGUGUUGUUAAGGAAGAAGACAAACCAGUUCUCUACAUAUACAAUGUUGUAACCCAAGAGAAAGUGCCCAUUGAGGGGAGUAUUUCUCUUCUUGCUACAAAAGUGUCUCUUUUGAAAACCUUGGUAACCUUGAAAUGUGGCCUUCCAAAUAGCGUUUAUUGUUUUAGGACUCCAGAAGGCAGGGAGAUGUAUGACUGCAACACACUGAACGAUUACCAGUUAGAUAUAGGUUCAACACUUCGCCUAGAUGUGUGGGAUGGAUGGAAAGAAUUUCUGACUGGAUGUCUUUUAGGAAACAAGCAUAUAGUCCAACGCUUCCUUUCUGAUGAAGACUCAGUACUCAAAUAUCAAAAAAGGGUGGCUCUUUACGUGGCAGCAUUUUUUGGCCACCUUGAGCUCACAGCAUGGAUCCUGAAACAGGGAGUGAGCUCCUAUGAGGCAGUAGGUGUUCAUCCCUACCGAGAAUGGUGUCAGGAAACACAUCAUCCAGACAUAACUAAAUGUCCAGUUCAUGCAGCUGCAGAAGCAGGCCAACUAAUUAUACUGAAGGCCUUUGUCAAUUACAGUGUGUUGUGCCUACAGUGCCAAAAUCCAGAAGGGAAAAUUCCUCUGAAUGUGUGUAUCAAGCACAAACAUAAGGAUUGUGUGCAAUAUUUAGUUACCAAAAUGUGGUCAGUCGUUUCUUAUCCUAAUUUUUCACUUCCCAUGAAGAUCUACAUUAAAUUAAAGCAAUGGCUGCUUAGGGCUCAGAAUCACAUACCUACCCUGAAAUGGUUUAACCAAGCUACAGUCUUCAGAACACGCGUGGGGGACACUGUUAUCGUGGAUGGCUUUACAAAGACAAAAAUGACUUCCAAAGCCAGGAUCAAGGCAGCAGGCAAUAAGAACUAUAAGUUACCAAACCUAACUGAUCAAACUCCACAUGAGAAAAAUUCAUGUCCCUUGACAGUUACAAAGGAGAACCAAAAACUAAUAAAACUCAAAUUACCUCCAUUGGAUGAGGUGAAUAAACUCCAUAACAAACUUAGACUUCACCAAAAGAAGAAUAUUAGAAAGAAGUCUGCUCAGCCUAGAAAAGAUGGAAGUAUGGACCAAAAUAUGUGUUUAGCUAAAGUUCCUCUGCCCUCUAUUUCUAGCUUCAGAAAUUCACGCCCUCCUUUCUACUAUUCAACACCUAAUGCUAAAUUACUCUUAAACUCCUCCUCUGAUUCUUUCUCAGAACACCAUGGAAGAACUCCAAGAGAUAAUGCAAUCUACUGUUUAGCUAUUGCCAGUGCAUUUAAAGAGAAACCAUGGCUUCAACAACUGGGAAUUGCCAGAACCCUAGCUAAGAAGAGUGUUUCAAACCUGUGUACUGAUAAAGGCCUAGUGUGUCAAGGAACUGUAAUUUGGGAAGAGAGGCUAUGUUUGAUGCUUCUAACAAUAUCAAUGCUGUCCUAUUCGACAAGCAUCCUAAAUUCUAUUUAUUCCAUUAACAUAAUACACAGAUAUGGUUAAUGGAGGUAUAUUUAAUAAGUAACACAUUACACAAAGAAAAUGUAUAAAUCAUUAGUGGAUGCUAUGGGCUUUGUUACAGAUAUUUGGUCACUGUAGCUCUAAAGAAGAUAAGAUUAGAUCAUUUGACAAAAAUAAUUCUGAAAAAACUUAACGUAACAUGUUUAAAGGAAAAAAAAAAAUUAUUAGAUUAGUGUGAACCAAAGGUUUUCAACAUUGUGUAGCACCACUGUGAGAAAGAAAAAUUCAUUUCCUAGUGCUAAGUUUUAGUGCCAUUGAACCUGUAGUGUGUGCUAGCAGACUUCAUUGUUCAGCACUCCCCAGGAGUUUAAAGAUCUUCCAUUUAUCUUUAAAAUAAUUUCAAACUAAUUUUAAUUAAAAAAACUUGUUUCUGCUGCUCCUGCCAUCUGGAACAGUGUGCUAUGCUGUGUUUCUUUACCACUACAGGCAGUCCCCGGGUUAUGUACAAGAUAGGGACUGUAGGUUU
Molecule: messenger RNA, 2861 nt
Organism: Pelodiscus sinensis (Chinese soft-shelled turtle)
Lineage: Eukaryota; Metazoa; Chordata; Testudines; Trionychidae
Gene: ANKUB1
Product: ankyrin repeat and ubiquitin domain containing 1
Molecular function (GO): protein binding
Source: RefSeq, a predicted model, not a curated record